Phlebotomus argentipes is the source of this 865-nucleotide messenger RNA. RefSeq names its product trypsin-1-like. The record is from RefSeq and is a predicted model, not a curated record. The transcript has 2 exons. Gene Ontology annotation, molecular function: serine-type endopeptidase activity. Lineage: Eukaryota; Metazoa; Arthropoda; Insecta; Diptera; Psychodidae. Gene Ontology annotation, biological process: proteolysis. Bases 39 to 833 code for a protein of 264 amino acids.
UUACUCUUCCUAGCCAGUGAAAGUGACACGUUUUGAAAAUGAAGUUCGCCAUCUGCGUUGCUUUGAUUAUUGGAUGCGCUGCGUUUGCUUCGGCGCGGCCUAAGAUCGUUGGUGGUCAGGAAGCAACUGCUCAUGAGUUCCCUUACAUGGUGUCCUUCCAAUGGAUGGAUUCUUAUGAGGGUCCGAGAGUGCAUUUCUGCGGUGGAGCUCUUCUGAACAAAGAGUGGGUUAUCACAGCUGCUCACUGCAUUGAGGCCUUCAGUAAGAAUACCGAAGUUGUCGCUGGAGCUCACAGCGUUGAGCAUCCGAACGAAUACGAACAGAGAAGGAAGGCUGCGAAGACUGUCGUCCAUAAGGACUACAUGGGUGGAGUUAAUCCUCAUGACCUCGCUUUAUUGAAGGUUUCAGAGCCUUUCGAGUUCAACGAGUUUGUUCAUAGUCUUCAGCUUUCCUACGACACGCCUCAAUAUCCUACUGGACAAGCUACCAUUUCCGGAUGGGGAUCGACAUCUAACACUAGUAAUCCUUUCUAUCCUGAUGUGCUGAGGAAAGCUGAGCUCACGCUCAUGGACUCUAAUAAGUGCCACAAUGACUUCCCUUCCACGCCAAUGCAUGAGACCAACAUUUGCGCUGGAGAGGAAGAUGGAUCCAAGGCUAUUUGCAGUGGGGAUUCCGGCAGUCCUCUCGUGCAGAAGGCUGUUGAUGGAACUGUGAUGCUGUACGGAGUCGUGAGCUGGGGAUGGGUGCCUUGCGGACUGCCUGGCACAACUGGAGUUUUUGUCAACGUAACUCACUACUUGAAGUGGGUAUUGGAAACAGUGCUCAGCGGUUAAAAUGGAAAUUGACUGAUUUUUUAUUAAAGUAA